Syngnathoides biaculeatus (alligator pipefish) is the source of this 2163-nucleotide messenger RNA. RefSeq names its product lipoyltransferase 1 (gene lipt1). Gene Ontology annotation, molecular function: lipoyltransferase activity. Gene Ontology annotation, cellular component: cytoplasm; mitochondrion. Gene Ontology annotation, biological process: protein lipoylation. The transcript has 5 exons. The coding region runs from base 366 to 1532 and encodes 388 amino acids. Lineage: Eukaryota; Metazoa; Chordata; Actinopteri; Syngnathiformes; Syngnathidae. The record is from RefSeq and is a predicted model, not a curated record.
UGCGCCGAAGAAGAGUGAACUACUUGACCGCAGUGUGGCAAGCCGUUUGAGUCUUAGUUCGAUUGUACUACUCAAUAAGUCUCUGUUACUUUGGAAGCAAAACUUCAUUAAUUGAUGACCGUGUGCUCCGUAAAAAUGCGACUGUUUCACCUCUAAAAUGCCUCGAUAGUGACGUACUUGUACUACCAAUGCACCCAAGUUCAGUCAUUCAUCAUCCGUACUAGGGUCGUGGGUGUGCUGCUGGAAGAGAGUGGUGCAUAAUAGCUAACUGCCGCUUCACCAUGUUUGCGUUGGACUCUGCGCACCAGUAUUUGACCUGAGUCAGUCCAUCGCAGAGCUCUACUGGAGAGUCCUGUCAUGUGGAGAUGAUGGGCAUGCUGUCACAUGUCCGAGGGACAUUGGCAUUCUUCAGAGGCUCCUUCAGGUCGGGGAAUUGUGACUCCGUCGCUCGGGUGACUCGCACCUGCAGCACUCUGUUGACUGACACCAGCGAAGGUGGUCUUGUCCUGUAUUCGCAAUCCAACGACGUAUACGAGAACCUUUCCUUGGAGGACUGGAUCGAGGCCAACGUGGACCUGCAGAGACUGAAUGUUCUGCUGCUGUGGCGCAACACACCGGCUGUGGUCAUCGGGCGACACCAGAAUCCUUGGAAGGAGUGCAACCUGUCGCUCGUGAGGCGUUCUGGGAUAUCUUUAGCCCGCAGGCGAAGUGGUGGAGGCACGGUCUUUCAUGACCUCGGGAACUUGAACCUGACCUUCUUUGCUUCAAAGAAGGCGUACGACCGCCAGAGGAACUUGAAGGUCAUCACCGAGGCCCUGAGGCGUCUUCGGCCCGGACUGGACGUUAAGGCAAACGAAAGGUUCGACAUCUUCCUCAAGGGGUGCUUCAAAAUUACAGGAAGUGCGUCGAGAAUCAGCCGGAAGUCAUCCUACCAUCACUGCACCCUCCUGCACUCGGCUGACCACUCCACCCUCUCACCCGUCUUGCGCUCCUCCUGCCAGGGUGUCAACAGCAAUGCCACGCCCAGUGUGCCAUCUCCUGUGGCCAACCUGGUGGACCAUGACCCCACACUGACGUGGGAGGCGCUACUGGAUGCGUUGGCAAAUCAAUACUGCGCAGAGUUUGGCGGCCGCGCUACAAUGAACGUAGUGAACCCCGCUGACGAGUCCGCUUUUCCUGGUCUCAGCAGGACGUUAUCAGAGCUGCGAGAAUGGGACUGGAUCUUUGGAAAGACGCCUAAAUUCAGCAUCCAAACGGCGCUGAAGGUUACCGAUGAUUAUUUAUCAGCGGGUCCCCCGGUUGGGCUGUGCUCGGAAAUCAAGCACGGUUUGAUUGAGAGUUGUAGCUUGGACGUUCCCACCAGCUGGCUUCCCCGUAGCCUAAUCCGAGAGCUGAGCAGCGUCCUAGUGGGACAGCGAUUUUGUCCACAUCACGCCGCUGCAGUCUUUUCUAUGCUGUUACGUUGUGAGACUGGUGAGAAGCAAAACAGACUGCAGAGACUCUGUGACGCCAUAUUGGCUGUCAUGGGCUAAAAUAAACUGGGGUAACUGUUGUUAAUGCAGAUGUUUACGCCUUUGAGGUAUAACAUUUUGUCAGUGUAGCACGCCUGAUGUAAGAUGUUCAAACCAGUGAAAACCUAAUAUUGUGAACACCCACUACUAACAGGGGUUUGAGACCGGGCCUGGCUGCAAGUCGUGAAAGUGAUUUUUUGGUUUUUUUUUUAACAAAAAAAAAAAAACUUGAACAAGCAGGGAUAUACCACCAAUAAAUGUCUUCCAUGAAAACAGGAAUUGGAACGACCUUAUGGGUAAUGUAGUAUCACAACAUUUACCAACAGUGACCAGCCGCUCUGUUAUUAAUUAUAAGAAUUAUAUAUGUAAGAAGCACAGAUCUUCAGUCUAUCCUGAAAAUGUAAGAUGCGUAGUACCAUGUGCCAUCUCUGUCAAAAUGGCACAGGAGUUUUGAAUUCAAUUUACUAAAAAGCACUGUUCCAAAACAAAAAUGCGAGGAAUUUUAAGCAUGUCAUUAUUUUGAAUUUAAAUUUUGUCCAUAGCAAAAAUAUUUCAACUUCUACGCAUUGUUUUUUUUUGUCUCAUCUGGUUUAAUUCACAUUUGUUUAAAAAAAAAAAAGUUUCUGUUCAAUAAAUGUUUAUCCUUUUUUGG